This is a messenger RNA of Rubroshorea leprosula, 1588 nucleotides long. NCBI's taxonomy places the organism in Eukaryota, Viridiplantae, Streptophyta, Magnoliopsida, Malvales, Dipterocarpaceae. The record is from the annotation of a GenBank genome assembly.
AUAGGGUUACUUCAUUCACAGUAGCAACUUUGCUAUGUUUGGUGAAAAAGUUGCUGCAUUUAUUUCAUCCUGUUGUCUAUAAUGAAAUGUUUAAUGUCAUUGUAGCAUAGCACCUGAUGCUGUGUUGUUGAUGAACAACUACUUUGCAUAGAAGAGAAGCAAAAAUUUUCCAAAGAAAGGAUUGUCGUGUUUACAAUUUUGAAAAUCUAGUUCUCAUCAUAAUUCUGGACACUUUGAGCACUAGUCUACCUCAAUGAACAACUUGGAUAAGAAAGAGUCAGGCUUAAGUUCUGCUCCCCAAUCAACUAUCACGAAUGUUGUUAGUUGCUCAUCAUGGGAGAACUCAACUGAAUCUUAUGUCCAACAAUCAUCUGGAAAUCGAAGCUUGAAGAUGGGAGCUCUGCACCAACAGUUUCAGAACAACAAAAGGUUAAGUUUCCAAUUUCAAGACCAGGACUCGAUGUCAACUCAAUCAACUGGUCAAUCUUACCCAAAAGUGGUUAGCUUUGCAGAUGGCAAUCCUCAUGGGCAAAGUGACAUUCCAGCACUGUCAGGAUAUAAUGAAACUCAUGGGAAGAUUGCUGUGGCUCAAACUAAAUUGGCUUCGUCAAUUGUAACUCAGGACUUUGUUGUUCCUCCUCCGCAAGUCGAUUGUAGCCAGCCAGCCCGUAUUUCAUUACCCUAUGCUGAACCAUAUUUUGGUGGUAUGAUUGCUGCUGGUUAUGGAUUGCAAACCAUGAUUCAUCAUCCUCAUAUGAUGGCAAUGUUUCCUGCUCGAGUCCCACUGCCUCUGGAUCUUCCAGAAGAGGAACCCAUUUAUGUUAAUGCGAAGCAGUAUCGAGCUAUUCUCAGGAGAAGACAGUAUCGGGCCAAGCUUGAGGCUCAAAAAAAACUCAUCAAAAACCGAAAGCCAUAUCUACAUGAGUCUCGCCAUCUUCAUGCUUUAAAGAGGGCCAGAGGAGCUGGUGGAAGAUUUCUCAACACGAAAAAGCUCCAAGAAUCCAAUCAGACAAGCCAUGGAUUGGAUGUUUCUGGCUCAGCACAGUUACGUUUGGCUGGAAGCAUGUCAGAAUCAGAGCUUCAUCGACCAGAAAACUACGGAGAUGCUGUUUCAACUGCCUCUUGCUCCAAUAUCACCAGUGCUUCCAACAGUGAUAACAUCUUCCACCAGCAUCAGGAUUUCAGGUUCUCUGGCUAUCCUUCUCACAUUGGCAUGACCAUGCAAGGUCUCUCAGGCAAUAUGCGUGAUGGUGGUGGAAACCUGCAUCAUCAUUCAGCCCUCCUGCUCUCCAUCAAUAGACAGGAUUAAGAAUGAAUCUGUCUGGGCAGUCUGUAUUUGGGGCUCAAACUUGGAAAAUACAGCUGCUAUGUUCCAUUGGGAAGUCAUCCUUGGCUGUUAGUUUGCUGUUUAGUUUCAAAUGCUUGUCACAAACAAUGAACUGUUUUCUCCUUUAAGAGUUAAUUAUGGUGAAGUGAACUAAUAAUUGGUGGCACACAUAAAAACUGCAGAUGUACUACUUCCUGUGCAUGUUUAUCAGAAGGAUUAGCUUCUAUUCAUCUUUAUUCUUAAUUAAGAAUUCAAGAAAGU